Messenger RNA from Syngnathus typhle (broad-nosed pipefish), 2228 nucleotides. It is a transcript of the gene cpn1, whose product is annotated as carboxypeptidase N, polypeptide 1. Gene Ontology annotation, biological process: proteolysis. The record is from RefSeq and is a predicted model, not a curated record. Lineage: Eukaryota; Metazoa; Chordata; Actinopteri; Syngnathiformes; Syngnathidae. The transcript has 8 exons. The coding region runs from base 108 to 1799 and encodes 563 amino acids. Gene Ontology annotation, molecular function: metallocarboxypeptidase activity; zinc ion binding.
GGGGAACCCAAAAUGAAAAUGACGUGUUUGCAGAGACCCCCAACAAGUGCGGGGAGGGGGGCGAAGGUGGGCCUUGAAGCAUUCCAUGCAAUGUUACAGCCACUAACAUGUACUUGACAAGGAGCCACGGGGAAAAGAGGGAGAAGCAGCUGUUGGAGGAGGAGAGUGAGACAAAGAAGGAGCAAGGGGGGGCUGUCCUUACUUGCUCUCCUUGGCGUGGGAGGGGGCACAGCGAGGGGACUAAAGAGGAGCCCCGGUCAUUUUAUGUUUGCUGCGUGCACGGGCGAACGCAUGUGAGAGAGAGGCAUCAAAAAAAAAAAAAAAGACAAAAAAAGGGAAACCUUCCUUUGCCUUCCACUCCGGCCAUCAUGCACUGCAGGGGGAGGAGGGCGCUUCUUCUUCCCUGGCUGGCCGCGCUCCUGGCCGGGUUCCUGGCGGCCGGCUCGGAGUUCCAGCAUCACCGCUACGAGGACAUGGUGAGAGCUUUGUUCGCCGUGCACAACCAGUGCCCCUACGUCACGCGCGUCUACAGCGUGGGCCGCAGCGUGGAGGCGCGCCACCUUUACGUGCUGGAGUUCAGCGACAACCCGGGCAUCCACGAGGCGCUGGAACCCGAGUUCAAGUACGUGGGCAACAUGCACGGCAACGAGGUGCUCGGCCGCGAGCUGCUCAUCAAGUUCUCCCAAUUUCUAUGCGAGGAAUUCCAGGCGGGAAACCAGCGGAUCAUGAGGCUCAUCUACGACACGCGCAUCCACAUCAUGCCCUCCAUGAAUCCCGACGGCUACGAGGUGGCCGCCAGACAGGUAGCAGACACCCACAAAGUAUUUAUUUCAUAUGAAAAUAAGAUCGUCCUGAUGAAUUCAAAAUCCGAUUUUUCGAACCAGGGUCCCGAGUUCAACGGCUACCUGGUCGGACGAGGCAACGUGCGGGAAAUCGACCUGAACCGUAACUUUCCCGACCUGAACGCGCUCAUGUAUUACUAUGAGAAGACCAACGGACCGAACCACCACCUCCCGCUGCCUGACAACUGGGAGCAGCAGGUAGAACCGGAGACACGUGCAGUAAUCAAAUGGAUGCAAAACCACAAUUUUGUCCUGUCUGCCAACCUUCACGGCGGAGCCGUGGUGGCCAACUACCCCUUUGACAAAUCUCGGGACGUCCGCAUCCGAGGGAGGACCACCUACGCCGCCACCCAGGAUGACAAAAUCUUCCGAAACUUGGCGAAGACUUACUCGUACGCACAUAGCUGGAUGCACAACGGCUGGAACUGCGGCGACUACUUUGAAGAGGGGAUCACCAAUGGCGCCAGCUGGUACUCCCUGUCUAAGGGCAUGCAGGACUUCAACUAUUUACACACAAACUGUUUUGAGAUCACGCUGGAGCUGAGCUGCGACAAGUUUCCGCCCGAGUCGUCGUUGCCCCGAGAAUGGUUGGGCAAUCGCGAGGCGCUAGUUUCCUUUGUGGAACAGGUGCAUCACGGGAUAAAAGGCAUGGUGUAUGAUGAAAACAACAACCCGAUUAAGAAUGCUGAGAUCUCCGUGUCGGGCAUCAACCACGACGUCACCAGUGGAGUGCACGGCGAUUAUUUCCGACUGCUGUUGCCCGGCACGUACGCGGUGACGGCCACCGCCCCGGGUUACACCGUCUCCUUGAGCACCAUCGUGGUGGGACCGGCUGAAGCCACCCAGCAUAAUUUUUACUUGAAGAAAAAGGUACCCAAACUGACCGUGAAGACAAAGAACCACGGCAGGAGGAACCUGUCAUUUCCCAAGUCCACUUUAAAACUGGGCCCGAGAUGAGGUGGCAAUUUCGGGAACACACACACAUGCACACACAGUACUUUUAAUUUAGUAGUUCUGUGUUUGUUUUUUUUGUUUAAGUUUGUUUGUUAAUACCAGUGGUUUAAAUAAUUAUUCCAAGAACAAUGUAUUUAUGUAACAGUAUAACUGCACAUGAAGAUGGCUGUCUUUUUUUGGGGGGGGGGGGGGAAUUGAGAUUUGCUGAAUAUAAAAAUAAAAGAAUGUGUUUUCUUCUCCUGUCACGUGACUUAACUUCUUAAAUAUCUGAUAUUUUUCUGAUGAGUAUGAAAGCAUCCUAUUAAGAAAGUCUUUCCAGAGGGUGGCGGCAAAGGACAAGAUGUCACAAAGCCUAUUUGCAACUAACAUUAGAGAGCACUGUCACAUAAAAUCUCAUAAUUGUAAAUAAAAUACAUCCUUCUUGAAGAUUAA